Molecule: messenger RNA, 1067 nt
Organism: Vigna radiata var. radiata (mung bean)
Lineage: Eukaryota; Viridiplantae; Streptophyta; Magnoliopsida; Fabales; Fabaceae
Product: proline-rich protein 4
Exons: 2
Coding region: 23-859 (278 amino acids)
Source: RefSeq, a predicted model, not a curated record
CUGUUAUUGGUUGCCAUUUCCAAUGCAAAUUUUCAUCCAUCUCCAAGGUCCACUAGUCUGCUUCUGUUUGUUGUCUGUGUUUUUUGUGGUGAGAAGCUCCAGCAAUGAAUACCACAGGACGGUCCAGGUAGUUGGCCAAGGAGAAUGCGCAGACUGCAGCCAUAACAACAUUAAGACCAGUCAUGCUUUCUCAGGACUACGUGUAGCGGUAAACUGUAAGUCACCUCAUGGACACUACAGAACGAGAGGGGUGGGUGCCCUUGACGAACAUGGAAACUUCAAAGUAUCCCUUCCACAGGACAUGGUAGAAGAUGGUGAGCUAAAAGAAGAUUGCUACGCUCAGCUGCAUAGUGCAUCAGCCGAACCAUGCCCUUCCCAUGGAAACUCAAAAAUUGUGACUGAGUCAGUAUCGGAAGAUACACACACCCUUAAGCCUGCUGCUGGAAAACUCACAUUCUCAUCAGCUAUGUGCACUUCAGCCUUUUUCUGGCAUUUCUUCAAACACCCUCAGUUCCCCUUCCCUCCCAAAGAUGACCACCCAAUAGACCCGCCAGUCCAUAAGGAACCUCUUCCUCCAACACCAACAUAUAAAAAACCUCCUACUAAUUCUCCAUCUCCGGUUACCAAGAAGCCAUACCCGCCAAAGGAAAAGACACCUUCUUCUCCCACUCCCAUUCAUAGGCCUCUUCCUCCUACUACUCCCAUUUCUGAUCCCUCUCCUACUACGCCGCCAUUUUUCAAAUUAUUUCCUCCUUUCCCAUUCAACAAGAAGCCGUGCCCACCUCUAAUUCCCAACAUGGAACCUCCAAACUACUUUCAACAUCCAUGGUUUGGAAAUUGGCCCCCUUCUCAUUCAUAGGCCGCUAAUCAUUGCACUAGCUUGGAGUUGAUUUUUUGUGUUAGCAAUGACGUUGGGAUUGAUUAUUUUCAAAUAAAAUAAAUGUCAGUGGAUGGAGAAAGAGAGCAGAGAAUAACAAAUGAUUGAGCAAUGUUAUCUGAGAAUGUUUGGGUUUGUUGAUGAAUUUGAAUGUGAUGAGUUAAUUAAUAAGUAAACAUUUCUAUUUUAA